This is a messenger RNA of Cannabis sativa, 1425 nucleotides long. RefSeq lists its product as uncharacterized. The coding region runs from base 1 to 1332 and encodes 443 amino acids. Lineage: Eukaryota; Viridiplantae; Streptophyta; Magnoliopsida; Rosales; Cannabaceae. The record is from RefSeq and is a predicted model, not a curated record. The transcript is spliced from 6 exons.
AUGCCUCCCCCACCUUUAAGCGGAAGACAAUUGGUAGAAAAAUUGAAUAAAAUUCAAUUCAAUCUUGGAAAGCGAAAGUCAAAAUCGAAGAAAAGAAAAGGAGGUAAGGGUGUCACAAAUGAACCUCAGGGACCGUGGAAGAAAAAAUCAAUAUUUUUUGAGCUUGAGUAUUGGGAGCAUUUGGUUUUACGUCACAAUUUAGAUGUGAUGCAUAUUGAGAAAAAUGUCUCAGAUAGCUUAAUUAAUACCUUGUUUAAUAUUCCUGGUCGGAGUAAAGAUGGAAUUAAAUCCCGUCUAGAUUUGAAAGAGAUGGGGAUUAGAGGGAAUUUACAUCCAGAAAUUAUUGAUGUGUCAAAGUUGGAAAAUCUCCGAUUAGAAAUUGUUGAAGUGUUGUGUUAUUUAGAACAAUUUUUUCCUCCAUCCUUUUUUGACAUAAUGAUCCACUUAACUGUUCAUCUGCAACUGUUGGGUCGUGUCUUCCUAGAUUUGAUAAUGAAAUUAGUAAAGGGGGUCGGGGUGUUUCGUUUGCGACGUAAGUCGAGUGAUCGAGAGGAAGCACACCGACUCGUUUUGCAAAAUGUUGAUGAGGUUCAACCGUACAUUGAGAAACAUUUUGAUUGGAUCAAGACUACUUAUCCUAGUAAGUCGAGGAACCACAAAUGGGUGCAAGAUGAACAUUAUCGAAAUUUUAGUACAUGGUUGAAAGAAAAGGUGAUUGUGGAAAUGAGUGACUCCCCGAACAAUGUAUCUCAGUUGCUACUUUCGAUAUCGCAUUUUCCUUCAUUUACUGUACUAAAGUAUCAAUCAUACUACAUAAAUAGUACUCAAUUUAACACGAAAGAUCGUGAUGCUUCUAGAAAAACACAAAAUAGUGGUGUCAUGAUUGUUGCUAGUGCUAUCCAAGUAGCUAGUUCAAAAGACAAAAACCCUAUUGAAUGUGAUAUGACCUUUUAUGGUGUAAUCAAAGAAAUUUGGGAAUUAGAUUACAUUAGCUUUCGAAUCCCUGUUUUUCUUUGUGAUUGGGUGAGGAGUGAUAAUGGAGUUAAAGAAGAUGAGUUUGGAUUCAAGCUAGUGGACUUGAAUCGAGUAGGACACAAGUCUGAUCGAUUUAUAAUGGCAUCCCAGGCAAAACAAGUAUUUUAUAUGAGUGACCCAAUAGAUGGUCGCUGGUCAGUUGUUCUAACAACACAACCAAAAGAUUAUGAUUACCAAGAGUCUGGUGGAGAUUUAUAUCUCAAUGAUACUAUAUUAAACCGGAAGUGUUCGGAGGAGAAGGCCAAGAGUGUUGGAUCAGCGCUGACGAGGUGGAAGAUGUGUGCGAGCUCCAUAUGAUUGGAAAUACUGUUAUGUCUCUUUGGUGCAGUUAUUUGCAAGAACACACACUUAAUCUUGGUGGGUUGAGGAAUACAUAUGCAUUUAAUAAUC